Messenger RNA from Aspergillus puulaauensis, 2829 nucleotides. RefSeq names its product U4/U6-U5 snRNP complex subunit PRP6. The record is from RefSeq and is a predicted model, not a curated record. The transcript is spliced from 3 exons. Lineage: Eukaryota; Fungi; Ascomycota; Eurotiomycetes; Eurotiales; Aspergillaceae. Gene Ontology annotation, biological process: spliceosomal tri-snRNP complex assembly; mRNA splicing, via spliceosome. The coding region runs from base 1 to 2829 and encodes 942 amino acids. Gene Ontology annotation, cellular component: U4/U6 x U5 tri-snRNP complex; catalytic step 2 spliceosome. Gene Ontology annotation, molecular function: protein binding.
AUGGCGUCCGGACGAAAGGAUUUUUUAAGCCAACCGGCGCCCGAAAACUACGUUGCUGGUCUAGGCCGUGGUGCGACCGGCUUCACCACUCGCUCGGAUUUAGGUCCUGCAAGAGAGGGUCCCACCCCCGAACAAAUACAGGCAGCCCUUGCAAAGAGAGCACAAUUGUUGGGGGCCGCACCCCCGACGGCUUAUGGCGCAUCCCGAGAAAAGGGAAAAGGAGAAGAAAAACCGGCGGAGGAGGAAGAGGAUGAACGGUUCCAGGAUCCCGACAACGAAGUUGGUCUUUUUGCGUACGGCCAGUUUGACCAAGAAGAUGACGAAGCGGAUCGCAUAUACAGAGAGGUAGAUGAGAAGAUGGAUAGGCGACGCAAAGUACGAAGGGAAGCUCGAGAACGCCAGGAGAGGGAAGAGUAUGAACGCAAAAAUCCCAAAAUCCAACAGCAAUUCGUCGACUUAAAACGCUCCCUCGCCUCCGUAUCCGAAGACGAAUGGGCAAACCUCCCCGAAGUCGGUGAUCUUACGGGUAAAAACAGGCGAGCGAAGCAGAGCCUACGUAUGCAACAGCGCUUUUAUGCAGUGCCCGACAGUGUUCUCGCGAAUGCGAGAGAAUCCGGCCAGUUCGAUACAACUGUUGCUGAGGAUGGUUCGCAAACCGAGGCCCAUGCGGCUGACGGGGCGGACGGGAUGAUAACAAAUUUUGCCAAUAUUAGUGCUGCUCGUGACAAAGUCCUUCAGGUCAAGCUUGACCAAGCAGCUAUGGGUUCCUCCGGAGACGCCGCUUCUGGUAGUGCGACUAGCAUCGACCCGAAGGGCUAUCUUACCAGCCUCACACAGUCAGAACUUAAAGCGGGUGAAAUUGAAGUUGGUGAUGUCAAACGUGUGCGCGUCUUACUAGAAUCGGUGACGAGAACGAAUCCUAAGCACGCUCCUGGGUGGAUUGCACUGGCGCGCUUGGAAGAGCUGGCUGGGAGGACCGUGACUUCCCGGAAUAUCGUUGCGAAAGGAUGUGAAUUAUGCCCGAAGAGCGAAGAUGCGUGGCUGGAGAAUAUUCGACUCAAUGAAGGCCACAAUGCCAAAAUUAUCGCCGCAAAUGCGAUAAAAAAUAAUGAUCGAUCAACUCGACUCUGGAUUGAAGCUAUGAGGUUAGAGUCGGAGCCACGGGCGAAGAAGAAUGUUCUGAGACAGGCGAUUCUUCACAUUCCCCAGUCCGUCACUAUUUGGAAAGAAGCUGUCAAUCUGGAGGAAGACCCGGCGGACGCGCGCCUUCUACUAGCUAAAGCGGUUGAAAUGAUACCCCUUUCUGUUGAGUUAUGGCUUGCUCUUGCACGCCUAGAGACCCCUGAAAAUGCACAGAAGGUUUUGAACGCUGCGCGAAAAGCCGUCCCCACGAGCCAUGAGAUUUGGAUUGCUGCUUGUCGACUUCAAGAGCAAAUGGGGACUUUUAACAAAGUGAAUGUGAUGAAGCGAGCAGUCCAAUCAUUGGCGAAAGAAAAUGCUAUGUUAAAACGGGAGGAGUGGAUAGCUGAGGCUGAAAAGUGUGAAGAAGAGGGAGCAGUUCUCACAUGCGGUGCCAUCAUCCAGGAGACCCUCGGAUGGGGCUUGGAUGAAGAUGACGAUCGGAAAGACAUUUGGAUGGAUGACGCAAAGACUAGUAUUGCUAGAGGGAAGUAUGAGACGGCUAGGGCUAUAUAUGCGUACGCCUUACGCGUAUUCGUCAACCGUAAAUCAAUCUGGGUUGCAGCAGCAGAUCUUGAGCGCAACCACGGCACCAAAGAGGGGCUGUGGCAGGUCCUUGAAAAGGCAGUGGAAGCUUGCCCUCAAAGCGAAGAGCUAUGGCUACAACUUGCAAAGGAGAAGUGGCAGUCUGGCGAGAUCGAUGAGGCUCGGCGAGUGCUCGGCCGGGCAUUCAAUCAAAAUCCCAACAACGAGGAUAUUUGGCUUGCCGCAGUCAAGCUGGAGGCUGACGCACGGCAAACAGAGCAGGCUCGAGAACUUCUUACGACAGCUCGGCGCGAGGCAGGAACGGACCGUGUGUGGAUCAAGAGCGUUGCCUUUGAGCGGCAAUUGGGUAAAAUAGACGAUUCCCUUGACUUGGUCAACCAAGGCCUCCAAUUGUACCCGAAGGCCGACAAGCUCUGGAUAAUGAAGGGCCAAAUCUAUGAGUCACAGAAUAAGCUCCCACAAGCUCGCGAAGCAUACGGAACAGGCACUCGAGCGUGUCCUAAAUCGGUCCCUCUUUGGUUACUGGCAUCGAGACUGGAAGAAAAGGCUGGUGCAGUGGUCAGAGCCCGAUCAGUUCUUGACAGAGCCCGCCUAGCCGUGCCAAACAGCCCUGAGCUGUGGACGGAGAGCGUACGAGUCGAGCGCCGCGCAAAUAAUAUCUCUCAAGCCAAGAUUCUUAUGGCCAAGGCGUUACAGGAGGUCCCUUCAUCUGGGUUACUGUGGAGCGAAAGCAUCUGGCAUCUAGAACCACGUGCACAGCGCAAGGCUCGAAGCCUGGAGGCAAUUAAGAAGGUGGACAACGACCCUAUCUUAUUCAUCACCGUGGCACGAAUUUUCUGGGGAGAACGUCGUCUGGAAAAGGCAAUGACUUGGUUUGAAAAGGCCAUUGUGUCGAAUAGCGAUCUUGGUGACGCGUGGGCUUGGUAUUAUAAGUUCCUGCUGCAGCAUGGCACCGACGAAAAACGAGCCGACGUUAUUUCGAAAUGUGUACUGUCCGAGCCCAAACACGGUCAACUUUGGCAAUCGAUAGCCAAAGACCCAGCCAAUGCCUACAAGUCCACCGAGGAGAUUCUCAGAUUGGUUGCUGAUAGUCUCAUCCAAUAA